Molecule: messenger RNA, 483 nt
Organism: Cooperia oncophora
Lineage: Eukaryota; Metazoa; Nematoda; Chromadorea; Rhabditida; Trichostrongylidae
Source: the annotation of a GenBank genome assembly
GCUGAAGAUAUUGAAGAGAUCUUAGCCGAAAUUGAUGGCGAGCAGAUCGAAGAAUACCAGAAAUUCUUCGAUGACUUCGACCGUGGAAAGCAAGGCUACAUCAUGGCCACUCAGAUCGGCCAAAUUAUGCGCGCCAUGGAGCAGGAAUUCGAUGAGAAGACCCUCCGCAAACUGAUCCGUAAAUUCGAUGCUGAUGGCUCUGGAAAGCUGGAGUUUGAUGAAUUCUGCGCAUUAGUCUACACUGUCGCUAACACCGUCGACAAGGACACACUCCAAAAAGAACUGAGGGACGCAUUCCGGCUCUUCGACAAGGAGGGAAAUGGUUACAUUUCUCGGCCGACAUUGAAGGCUCUAUUGCACGAGAUCGCCGACGAUUUGACCGAUCAACAACUGGAAGAAGCCGUAGACGAGAUCGAUGAGGACGGUUCAGGAAAGAUCGAAUUCGAAGAGUUCUGGGAGUUGAUGGCCGGAGAGUCCGAUUAA